CACACAUGACAUUCUCUGCUUCUGUAGAUUGUCAAUUUGUGCAUUAAAAUUUCGCUCAAAAGUUUUGUGGUUCUUUUGCACAGUAGAGUGCAUUAUCUUUAGAAAAGCGACGUGGAAAUUGUGAGUGAAAAGUGUGCUCAAGUGGCAAAAAAAGUUGACAUUUUCUUACAGACGCAAAUUAUUUCAACAAAAAAAAAAGACUUGGAUAAUUUUAAGUGUUUCAAAAAAGCAACCCAAUUAGCGAAGUAAAAAAGAAAUAAAUCUCUGUCCUUGCGAAAUAAGCUUACAAAGAGCCUAUGAAAUCUCUAACUAAUUUUCUAUGCAAUUUCGUGCGUAAAAAAUUUGUGUUUUAAGUAGAAUGUUGAGAAAUUAUUGAAAAAAAGGACAAAAGUCAAACUAGCAGUGUUCGACAGUAAAGUCAACACGUGAAUUAUUUGCGCAAGUAAAAAAAUAUAUAAAUACAAAUAAAAUUCAAUAAACAGUGCGCAACAAAACCACCCGAAAAUAAACAAGAAUCAUAGCCAAUUACACAAAUCAACCUCCUGUGCAACGAAAUAUAAUAAUUUCAGUUGCUGCAAGAUAAAAUCAUGCCACCACUCACAUACAAGGAACGCGUAUUAAGUCCACAGCAGCUGAAAAAGCUGUCGGAACAUAAGUACUCCUGCACAAGUAAUAGCAUAUUGGAUCCAUGGCUACAGCCAUGGUGGAAUUGGCUCGUCUCAAUGACGCCACUAUGGUUGGCGCCCAAUCUUAUAACAAUCAUUGGACUGAUUGUCAAUAUAGUGACAACAUUAAUAUUAGUAUCCUACAGUCCCGAUGGCAAAUCAUCACCACCCGGCUGGGCCAGCCUCCUCUGCGCCUUCGGUCUGUUCGUUUAUCAGAGUUUAGAUUCGAUCGAUGGUAAACAGGCGCGUCGCACAAAUACCUCAUCACCUUUGGGUGAACUCUUCGAUCAUGGUUGCGAUUCCAUAUCGACCGUUUUCGUAGCGCUCUCGGCGUGUAUAUCCUGCCAACUGGGACAAUAUCCAAAUUGGUUGUUCUUUCAGUGUUUCUGUGCCAUUGGGUUAUUUUACUGCGCCCACUGGCAGACGUACGUUUCGGGCACUUUGCGUUUUGGCAAAAUCGAUGUGACGGAAGCACAAUUCACCAUUAUGGCUAUACAUGUUAUUUCGGCCGUAUUCGGUUCGGAAGUGUGGCAAACGCGGAUGUUUGGUAAUUUUGAAUUGUGGUCCACCUUAUCGCUAAUGACCUUAGUUUGUGGUAUUUGGUCAUUAUGGUUUAUAUUCUCUGUUGUUUUGGCUGGCGGUGUUGGCAAGAAUGGCUCCACAGUUGCAAUUCCACUGAUUGGCGGUCGUUGGAAUUAUAUCAUUUUAAUCGGCAUUACUUUGGGUUAUCUCGCGAAUAUGAUCAACUUUUCGAAAAUAUUUAUCGAAGGCGGCAGUGGCAAGAAUGGUUCCUCCGUUGCUGGUACCAGCGUACUUUCGCCUAGCAUACCGUUAUCUUUGGUUAUACUACCCGCCUUGAUAAUUGCUCAAAAAUCACCACAAAAUAUUUUCACCGAACAUGCAUCGCUCUAUAUAUUGGCCUUUGGUAUGGUAGCGGCCAAGGUCACCAAUAAAUUGGUGAUUGCCCAUAUGACCAAGGCGGAAAUGGAGUAUCUGGAUUGGUCACAAUUGGGUCCAGCAUUGCUGUUCUUCAAUCAAUAUUUCAAUUGUGUGGUGCCAGAGGUUUGGCUGUUAUGGUUCUCACUCAUUUGGGGCACACAAGAUCUCAUACGUUACUGCUCAAAGGUCUGUUUAGAGAUAUGCAGUCAUCUGCAUAUAAAUCUCUUCACCAUCCCACACGCCGGCAAGAAUGCGCCGCAAACUGUUAGUCAAGGCACAAAUGCGCCAACAACCAGUAUGAGUAUGAGCGUUGCAGCGACAGCUGGUGGUGUAGCUGCUGGCAGUGGCGCGACAGCGGCGCAAGACAAGAAUGGCGGUACACAUCAUCGAAAGGCGGCGGCGCGGCAGGCUAGCAAAAAGCAGCAUUAGAAUUUAAUAUGCAUAUUGUGUAAUUAUUAGAAAAAGGAAGCAACUACAAAAACAACAACAACAAUAACCGCAACAAAAGAAACAUUCAACAAUGUAAGAUUUUAAGAAAUUGUUCCGUGUCAAUACAGAAAAAGCAAAAAAUACAAAUAAAAAAUUGGAAACUGAAUAAUGCAUGUGGCAAGUCGUGAAGCAAAUAAAACAAGAAAAAAAAGGCAAUUAAACUGUUGACUAGCGUAAUUUGAGGACAAAAAAAAAACGCAAAGAAACUAAAAUUAAAAUUAAAAUUUUCUAAAAUCUAAGUAAAGCUAUAAGAAAUUUUUAUGAAAUUAUUCAUUUGCUGACUUUUCUUUUUAUUACUAUUAAUUUUUUUGAUUAUUUAAUUUGUUUUUUCUUUCUUUACUUCUAAACUUAAUUUAAAUCUUAAUUCUUAAGUGGUUGUUAACUAAUGGAAGCGCUAUUUAACUAUAUAUGUACGUGCUGCUAUACUAUAUAUGUAUGUAUUAAAAAAAAAAUCAGCAGCUCUCAGCUGCAGUUGCAUAUAAUUUACAUACUAUAUACAUAUAUAAAGAGUUGAAACUUUGCUAGAAAAGCAGAAGCAGAAACAGAAGCAAAGCAUAUAUUAGUAAUAUGUAGAUAAAUUUGUAUGUAUUUUACGAUAUUUUUCAUAUAAAUCUGCUAUGUGUGCAUGUAGCAAAAAGAUUAUUGUGCGUUCAAGCAAAAAAAAAAACAAAAAAAAAUCCGUAAAAAUUAAGAAAAUUAGCAAAAGAAAAAAUUCAUGCCUCCAUGGUGAAAUAUUUCAUUUCGAUAAUUAAAACCCAUUAUUGCAAAUAUUUUAUAAUUAUAUGCUAUAAUCUUACCUAUGUACUAGCGCAUCUUACGCUAAAUACGCUUUUUAGCGACAAAAACUGCGAAUAAAAGAGCUUCAAUUUUGUCAAUUUGAAAUUUAAAAGUUGUUGGAAGUAGCAGCUUAUAUCACGGCUUCGAUGACCUGUGCUAGUAACGACAUACAUUUGUGCUGCAAAAACUAUAUUUUCUAUCUACACUCGUAAUUCAAUGCUAAUACAUAUGCAAAAAUGAAA
This is a messenger RNA of Ceratitis capitata (Mediterranean fruit fly), 3112 nucleotides long. RefSeq names its product cholinephosphotransferase 1 (gene bbc). Gene Ontology annotation, molecular function: diacylglycerol cholinephosphotransferase activity; ethanolaminephosphotransferase activity. The coding region runs from base 588 to 2033 and encodes 481 amino acids. The record is from RefSeq and is a predicted model, not a curated record. Gene Ontology annotation, biological process: phosphatidylethanolamine biosynthetic process. Gene Ontology annotation, cellular component: endoplasmic reticulum membrane; Golgi apparatus. The transcript has 9 exons. Lineage: Eukaryota; Metazoa; Arthropoda; Insecta; Diptera; Tephritidae.